AUGAAACCCUCACAGGUUAGCCUGGAGUAUGUUCGUUACGAAAAGCAGCUGAAACCCAUGCAAGGCCAUCUUGAUAAGGCGCUGCAGCAAAUCUCCUCACGGGUAUUAGAAGCCCCGGUAGGCGUUAAAGGGGAUCUUAUUGAACUCAGUGUCCUUAAUGAUACCAAUGCGAAAGUGGCGCCAGUUUUCAAGAAAAGUCUGGCACUUAUGGACUUCUUAAAGGAAGAGGGGAUGAUUGAUGGAAAAGCCAAACUCGAGGCAUUCAAAUUCUCUGUCUCGCAGAAAUCUAGCAGCGGCGAGACAUCGCAGACGCCCAGCACUGAGAACAACUCUAUAGAAGGGUUUACCAGAGCCAUUAUACAGGACAAUACCGCUGGGGACAAUAUGAAAACUUUUACUGGUAAUAUUGGCUUUGACUCUGGCUAUAAAUCUUCAUAUACAGGCACUUCAACAUUCCUCCGUAAUAAGAUAGGUAAUGAUGGAGCUUUGUUUACUGGGGAUAUCGGAGGCCAGGCCGCUGUGGAAAUGAUGAAAGGCAUGUGGGGGGGUAAAUAG
Molecule: messenger RNA, 555 nt
Organism: Trichoderma asperellum CBS 433.97
Lineage: Eukaryota; Fungi; Ascomycota; Sordariomycetes; Hypocreales; Hypocreaceae
Source: RefSeq, a predicted model, not a curated record